AUGUGUGAUAUAGAUAAUAGGGAUGGAGAGUUGGCUCAGUGGUUAAGGGUACUUGGUUUUUUGGAGCAGUGUGAAACAGCAGUGAGAGGGACCACUGAAGGGGAUGCUAAAGGAGAUAAAGCCAAGGUGAAGGACGAGCCACAGACAAGAUCUGCAAGGUUAUCUGCCAAACCUGCUCUUCCAAAGCCAGAGCCCAAGCCUAAAAAGACCCCUGCAAAGAAGGGUGAGAAGGUACCCAAGGGGAAGAAAGAGAAAACUAAUGCCAGUAAGAAUGCAAAUAAUCCUGCAGAAAAUGGAGAUGCUGAAACAGACCAGGCACAGAAAGCUGAAGGUGCUGGAGAUGCCAAGUGACGUGUGUGCAUUUUUGACAACUGUGUGCGUCUCGUGACUGUAGAGUUUGAAAUAUUUUUUAUCAAGUUUUAUAAAAAUGCAGACUUUUGUUUUACUUUUUUUAAAGCUAUGAUGUUAGCAUACAGAACACUUCAUUGUUUGGGGGAAAGAACACGUGUCACUAUCAAAACGUCUCCCAAGCUGGACUGAUGAUGGAAAACGUUUUUACCCUGAUAAUUUUGAAAGAUCCUGUUGGCUCCCAGAAGGAACAUCGCAGUGUUGACAUAUGUGGUCACCAUGACACAAAAUGCCUUGUGGGAUGGGAAAACUCUAAAUUCAUUUUUGUAUCCUCCUCCCCCUGUACCAUCAACAUUGACUUAACUCCCUUAAA
Messenger RNA from Psammomys obesus (fat sand rat), 721 nucleotides. Its product is annotated as non-histone chromosomal protein HMG-17-like. Bases 1 to 351 code for a protein of 116 amino acids. The record is from RefSeq and is a predicted model, not a curated record. Gene Ontology annotation, cellular component: chromatin; nucleus. Gene Ontology annotation, biological process: chromatin organization. The transcript is spliced from 2 exons. Gene Ontology annotation, molecular function: nucleosomal DNA binding. NCBI's taxonomy places the organism in Eukaryota, Metazoa, Chordata, Mammalia, Rodentia, Muridae.